CUGAAUCAUCAUCAUCACGGCGAAGUCAUCUUCUUCGCUUCUAAACCCUAGUCUCAAAGCCUGCAUACCAUCAUGGUUGAAGGGAAUGGUUUCUUGGUGAGUUCGGUUACUGAGCUUCACCGGAAAGAGAAACAGAAGAAGAAAGGCAAAUCUGGAGGAUUCGAGUCACUAAAUCUCGGUCCUAAUGUCUUCAAUGCAAUCAAGAAAAAGGGUUACAAAGUUCCUACACCAAUCCAGAGGAAGACGAUGCCGCUCAUUCUCUCUGGCGUCGAUGUUGUUGCCAUGGCUCGAACCGGUUCCGGUAAAACCGCUGCUUUUCUCAUCCCUAUGCUUGAGAAGCUCAAACAACACGUGCCUCAGGGUGGUGUUAGAGCACUCAUAUUGUCCCCUACUCGUGAUUUAGCUGAGCAGACUCUCAAGUUCACCAAGGAGCUCGGCAAAUUUACAGAUCUUCGUGUGUCCUUACUAGUUGGUGGAGAUAGCAUGGAAGACCAGUUUGAAGAGUUGACAAAAGGCCCUGAUGUUAUUAUUGCAACUCCUGGGAGACUUAUGCAUCUUUUGUCUGAGGUUGAUGACAUGACACUUAGGACGGUUGAAUAUGUGGUUUUCGAUGAGGCUGAUAGUCUGUUUGGUAUGGGUUUUGCUGAACAGCUGCAUCAGAUUCUAGCUCAGUUAAGUGAGAACAGACAGACUUUGCUUUUUAGUGCCACUUUACCAAGUGCCCUUGCGGAAUUUGCAAAGGCUGGUCUGCGAGACCCUCAGCUGGUUCGUUUAGAUGUUGAGAACAAGAUUAGCCCGGAUUUGAAACUUUCGUUUUUGACCUUACGGCCGGAAGAGAAGUAUGCUGCUUUGCUGUACUUGGUAAGGGAGCAUAUAAGUUCAGAUCAACAGACCUUGAUAUUCGUUUCCACAAAGCAUCAUGUGGAAUUUGUCAACUCUUUGUUUAAGUUGGAAAAUAUUGAACCAUCUGUAUGUUACGGAGAUAUGGAUCAAGACGCUCGUAAGAUUCAUGUAUCAAGGUUCAGGGCGAGGAAGACUAUGUUGUUGAUUGUCACAGAUAUUGCUGCUAGGGGUAUUGACAUACCAUUGCUUGAUAAUGUUAUAAACUGGGAUUUCCCUCCUAGACCAAAGAUUUUUGUUCAUCGUGUGGGAAGAGCUGCCAGGGCUGGUCGUACAGGUUCUGCAUAUUCCUUUGUUACACCCGAGGAUAUGCCAUAUCUUUUAGAUCUUCAUCUAUUCCUCUCGAAACCAAUCAGGCCUGCACCUACUGAGGAUGAGGUCUUGAAGAACAUGGAAGAAGUAAUGAGCAAAACUAGUCAAGCAAUUGAUAGUGGAGUAACAGUAUACGGUCGUUUUCCUCAGAAAACCAUUGAUCUUAUCUUUAACAGAAUCCGAGAAAUGAUUGAUUCAUCCGCAGAAUUGGAUUCCCUUGAAAGAACAUCCACAAAAGCUUUUCGCUUGUAUUCAAAAACAAAACCCUCACCGUCAAAAGAGUCCAUUAGGAGAGCCAAGGCUUUACCCCGAGAAGGCUUGCAUCCCAUCUUCAGAAGCAUAAUUGAAAGUGGGGAAUUAGAGGCAAUGGCGUUUUUCCAGAAAAUUAAAAAUUUCAGACCCAAGCAGACCAUACUUGAGGCAGAAGGUGACGCUGCCAAAUCCAAAAAUAUAAAGGGUCCUCCUGGCCAAUGGGUUGAUGUGAUGAAGAAGAAAAGAGCCAUUCAUGAGGAGAUCAUAAAUACUAGACAUCAGCAGAAUCAGAAGAGUUCCAAUAAUCAUUUAGAAAUGGAAGCUGAACCUACAACUUCUUUUGGUGAGGACUCAAUAAAAGGAAGCAAAUUAAGCGGUAAGAAAAGAAAGGGACAAGAAAGCUUCAAGGAUGAUGAAUUCUUUAUCAGCUCCAUACCAGUAAAUCAUCAUUCAGAGGCAGGGCUAUCUGUGAGGGGUAACGAAGGGUUUGGAUCUAAUAGGUUGGACGCUGCUGUGCUGGAUCUAGUUGCAGAUGAUGGGCAAGGGAUGAAGCAGCAAAAAUCAAAUUAUCACUGGGACAAGAAAAGUAAGAAGUACAUCAAGUUGAACAAUGGAGAUCGAGUAACAGCCAGUGGAAAGAUAAAGACAGAGAGUGGAGCUAAGGUGAAAGCAAACAAGACAGGGAUAUACAAGAGAUGGAAAGAGAGGUCUCACAAGUCAGUAUUCGGCAGAGACGGCGGAGAUGCAGGCGAAACCACAAGCAUGUCAGGUAGAGGUGGCCGAGACGGUAAGAGACGGCAAGGAUCAGUGCCUAACGCGCAUGUGCGUUCAGAGAUUAAAGACCUGGAGCAGGUGCGUAAAGAGAGACAGCAAAAGGCGAACAAGGUGUCUUAUCUGCAGAGCAAGAGGGGUGGAAGAGGUGGGGCCAGAGGAGGCCGUGGUGGUGGGGGUAGGGGCGGUAGAGGUGGUAGAGGCGAUAGAGAUUUUGGCGGUGGUAGCAGCAGGGAAUCGGGUGGGAGAGGAAGCGGGAGAGAUUUUGGCGGUCGUCGUGGUGGUAGUAGUACUAGUAGUAGAGGUGGCAAGAGAGGAGGAGGAAGAGGGGGUGGGGGUAAACGUGGGAGAGGAAGAUAGUCAUGAGCACUCUAUAGACGCGAUAAGACUCGUCAAAACUUUUGAGCUUAGACAACUAUUACUUAUCAAAAUGUUAUACGACUCACUGAGCUUUCUCUACUCAAAUUUUGUGCAAAACUUCUUUAAUCUUGUUUGUGUUAUUUUCUCCAA
Molecule: messenger RNA, 2745 nt
Organism: Capsella rubella
Lineage: Eukaryota; Viridiplantae; Streptophyta; Magnoliopsida; Brassicales; Brassicaceae
Product: putative DEAD-box ATP-dependent RNA helicase 29
Exons: 11
Coding region: 73-2595 (840 amino acids)
Cellular component (GO): nucleus
Molecular function (GO): RNA binding; RNA helicase activity; ATP binding
Source: RefSeq, a predicted model, not a curated record